GCACGCAACACGCAUACACACUCAACACGCACGCACACGCACCCACACAGACGCCCCCCACGCACAGGUACAGUCUUGUGAAAGUGAAAGUAAAGUCCGCCCGGACUCCAUUUUAGAUGUUCGACGGCAGCAGGAGGAGCAGGACGUCUGAGACAGAGAGCAGAGUCUCCAGCUCCCAGCUGUCUGUCCAUGAAGAGUGACUUCUCCAAAGAUGAUCCUCCAUACUUCAGUAAGGAACCUGGACCCUCAGACACACAACAGAGAGCAGAGUCUCCAGCUCCCAGCUGUCUGUCCAUGAAGAGUGACUUCUCCAUAGAUGAUCCUCCAUACUUCAGUAAGGAACCUGGACCCUCAGACACACAACAGAGAGCAGAGUCUCCAGCUCCCAGCUGUCUGUCCAUGAAGAGUGACUUCUCCAAAGAUGAUCCUCCAUACUUCAGUAAGGAACCUGGACCCUCAGACACACAACAGAGAGCAGAGUCUCCAGCUCCCAGCUGUCUGUCCAUGAAGAGUGACUUCUCCAAAGAUGAUCCUCCAUACUUCAGUAAGGAACCUGGACCCUCAGACACACAAAAUAAAACCAAGAGGACUUGUGUUACUUUGGUGGAGCAGCCGUCCUGCUGUGCUUUGUGUCAGGACGUCCUGAAGGAUCCAGUCUCUACCAUCUGUGGACACACACAGUGCAUCACCUCACACUGUGACCAAUCUGGUACAUCGGGAGACUCUUCUUGUCUCCAGUGUGGAAAAAGAUCCAGAACAAGAGCUGGACUACAGACAGCUGGUCAGACCAGCAGACUGCAGGAGGUUUUAGAUGAACACAAGAUCAGUCUGAAGAAGAGAUGUGAACGUGUGACUGAAGGAAUCGGUGAAACAGGAAGUGGAAACCUCCUCAACAGCAUCUACACGGAGCUCUACAUCACAGAGGGACAGAGUGAAGAGGUCAAUACCCAACACGAGGUGAGGCAGCUCGAGUCGGCUUCCAAGAAGAACACCCUCCAGGACACUCCCAUCAAGUGCCACGACAUCUUCAAAGCCUCAGCUGACCAGCGGACCAUCAGGGUGGUUCUGACCAACGGCGUCGCUGGCGUUGGAAAAACCUUCUCGGUGCAGAAGUUCACUCUGGACUGGGCCGAGGGUUUGGAGAACCAGGAUGUGGGUCUGGUGGUUGUGCUUUCGUUCAGGGAGCUGAACCUGAUCAAAGAUGAGCAGUACAGUCUUCUCAAGCUGCUCCAUGUGUUCCAUCCAACAUUGCAGAAGGUCCCAGCAGAGGAGCUCUCUGGCUGGAAGGUUCUGUUCAUCUUUGAUGGUCUGGAUGAAAGCAGACUGGCUUUGGAUUUCAUCAACAAUGAGGUUGUGUGUGAUGUCACCCAGGAGGCAUCGGUCAACGUGCUGCUGACGAACCUCAUCGAGGGGAACCUGCUUCCCUCGGCUCUCGUCUGGAUAACUUCCAGACCUGCAGCAGCCAAUCAGAUCCCUCCUACUCGUGUUGACAGGCUAACAGAAGUACGAGGCUUCACCGACCCGCAGAAGGACGAGUACUUCAGGAGGAGAUUCAGUGAUGCAGAGCUGUGCAGCACCAUCAUCUCACACAUCAAGACAUCCAGGAGCCUCCACAUCAUGUGUCUGAUCCCAGUCUUCUGCUGGAUCACUGCCACAGUGCUGGACCACAUGUGGACUACAGGCCAGGGAGGACAGCUGCCCAAGACCCUGACCGACAUGUACUCACACUUCCUGCUGGUCCAGACAAAGAAGAAGAAGCAGAAGUAUCAUGAGGGACACGAGACGAGUCCUCAGGAGCUGAUGGAGGCUGACGGGGAAGUUCUCCUGAAGCUGGGGAGGCUCGCGUUUGAACAUCUGGAGAAAGGAAACAUCAUGUUCUACCAAGAAGACCUGGAGCAGUGUGGUCUAGAUGUCACAGAGGCCUCAGUGUUCUCAGGAGUCUGUACAGAGAUCUUCAGAGGAGAGAGUGUGAUCUUUGGUAAAACUGUCUACUGCUUUGUUCACCUGAGUGUUCAAGAGUUCCUGGCUGCCGUCUACAUGUUCCACUGUUUCACACACAGGAAGACAGAGGUACUGGAGGCUUUUCUGGGGAGGAAAGUGAGCAACCCACCCCUGAAAAGCUCUCAGUCUCCUGAUGAUCAUAAUUAUGACCAAGAUGAUCAGGAUGAUCGAUAUGAUCAAGAUGAUUUUGAUGAUCUAUAUGAUAACAUUGAUCAAGAUGAUCAGGAUGAUCGAUAUGAUCAAGAUGAUUUUGAUGAUCUAUAUGAUAACAUUGAUCAAGAUGAUCAAGAUGAUCAAGAUGAUCAAGAUGAUUCUGAUGAUCAGGAUGAUCAAGAUGAUCAAGAUGAUCAAGAUGAUUCUGAUGAUCAAGAUGAUCAAGAUGAUUCUGAUGAUCAAGAUGAUUCUGAUGAUCAAGAUGAUCAAGAUGAUUCUGAUGAUCAAGAUGAUUCUGAUGAUCAAGAUGAUCAAGAUGAUUCUGAUGAUCAAGAUGAUCAGGAUGAUCAAGAUGAUUCUGAUGAUCAAGAUGAUUCUGAUGAUCAAGAUGAUUCUGAUGAUCAGGAUGAUCAAGAUGAUUCUGAUGAUCAGGAUGAUCAAGAUGAUCAAGAUGAUUCUGAUGAUCAGGAUGAUCAGGAUGAUCAAGAUGAUCAAGAUGAUCAAGAUGAUCAGGAUGAUCAAGAUGAUCAGGAUGAUCAGGAUGAUCAAGAUGAUCAAGAUGAUCAAGAUGAUCAGGAUGAUCAGGGUGUUUCGGUUAACUAUGACACAAUCUCAUCUCUGGAUGACUUGUUGACGAGAGCCAUGGAAAAAUCCAUGAAAAGUAAAAAUGGCCACUUGGACCUGUUAGUCCGCUUCCUUCAUGGCCUCUCUCUAAAGUCCAACCAGAGACUCUUAGGAGGCCUGCUGGGUCAGACAGACAACCGUCCAGAAACCAUCCAGAGAGCCAUCAACAACCUGAAGAAGAAGAGCAUGGACCAGAUCUCUCCUGACAGAAGCAUCAACAUCUUCCACUGUCUGAUGGAGAUGAAUGACCACUCAGUGCAUCAAGAGAUCCAGGAGUUCCUGAAGUCAGGGAGCAAAUCCAACAAGGAACUCUCCGAGAUCCACUGCUCAGCUCUGGCCCACAUGCUGCAGAUGUCAGAGGGGGUCCUGGGUGAGUUGGACCUGAGGAAGUACAACACAUCAGAGGAGGGACGACUGAGACUGAUUCCAGCUGUGAGGAACUGCAGAAAGGCUCGACUUCAAAGCUGUGGACUUUCAGACACUCACUGUGAAGUUGUGGCCUCAGCUCUGAAGUUCAAUCCCUCCCAUCUAAAAGAACUGGACAUGAGCAACAACAGCCUGCAGGACUUAGGAGUGAAGCUGCUGUCUGCUGGACUGGAGAGUCCAAACUGUAGACUGGAGACUCUGAGAUUGAGUUACUGCAGCUUGACAGUUGAAGGCUGUUCUUCUCUGGGAUCAGCUCUGAAGUCAAACCCCUCCAGUCUGAGAGAACUGGAUCUGAGCUUCAACCACAAGCUGCAGGAUUCAGGAGUGAAGCUGCUGAGUGGUUUUCUGGAGAGUCCACAUUGUAGACUGGAGACUCUGAGAUUGAGUUACUGCAGCUUGACAGUUGAAGGCUGUUCUUCUCUGGGAUCAGCUCUGAAGUCAAACCCCUCCAGUCUGAGAGAACUGGAUCUGAGAGGAAACCAGCUGCAGGAUUCAGGAGUGAAGCUGCUGAGUGGUUUUCUGGAGAGUCCACAUUGUAGUCUGGAGACUCUGAGACUGAAAGACUGCAGCUUGACAGAGGAAGGCUGUUCUUCUCUGGGAUCAGCUCUGAAGUCAAACCCCUCCAGUCUGAGACAACUGGAUCUGAGAGGAAACCAGCUGCAGGAUUCAGGAGUGAAGCUGCUGAGUGGUUUUCUGGAGAGUCCACGUUGUAGACUGGAGACUCUGAGGUGGAAGUGAUCAGCUGGAGAUGCUAGUGAGCAUUCUCUGUGGGACCAGUCAUGAGGAAGAUGCCGGGUCAUUUAGAUUCUGUAUUGUUAGGGUCCUCGUGACGACUUCGUAUUUCGAGGAAUUAUUAUUAUUAUUUUCUAGCAAUGAGUGUGUUUUGGGGGCUUUACCAAAAGUUGUUAAAUUUGACAAAAAGGGCAAUGAAAUGCUCCUAUUCAGAUUUUCAGCCAUCUUGAAUUUUGUAAAAAAAACACGUUUUUGCAUCUCAUUGUUUUUAGAGGAUAUGGACCAAUGAACUUCUAAGGGGUGUGGCCUAAUAUCUAAAGACACAUAACUUCCAAAUCACUCGGGCUAUCUUCACCAGAUUGCUAUCCUAUAUCCACAUCCCUAAACGCACACUAAUUUCUUCAUAAUAUUUAAACAUGAGGGGGCGCUGCAAUCAACCGCUCAAUAUCUGCAUUCUUUGCCUUUUUUCACGUCUUGGGGAGUUGUAAAAGAACGACUUCCUCCUAGAGAUUAAACCCGAUUCAUUCCAAAGUCGGGCAGUGUGAUCUUGAGUGUGAAAACUUAUCAAAAGAUUAAAAGAAUAUUAAACUAUGUGCGUUCUGAGCAACGGCAAAGAAACACCAUUCGCCAUGAAAAUGUAACUUGUUUUAACUCGGCCAUACAUUAUGUAAUCUGCUCCAUAUUACUCAUAUGUCAUGACACACUGACCCUGAAGACAUCCACAUGUCUAGUCAUAGCGCCACCUAGUGGCAACAGUAGGUUACAUGUUUUCUACUCUUAAACCCUUCUCCUCACAGAUUAAUCCGAUCCCUCUCAGAAUGUGUCAGAAUAGACUUCAGACCUUGAUGAUGCUUCGCUGUGAAGGUCGUAUGGACUCGUUGAAGGGCGGCGAGUUGGAGCAUCGGAGAAGUCUGAUCCUUCACCGUGACCGAAUACACCGAUGUAACUCGACUCCACAUCAUCAGAUCCAUCCCAGAUGUCACAUGAUUCCACAUGUGCGAUGAGACUCCAGGCCUGAAGACAUGUGCUCUCUAAUUUUGUAAUUAUAGUUGUAGCGCCACCUACUGGUAACAGGAAGUAAAAUGUUCUAUACUUUGGCUAGCUCCUCUUAGUAGGUAAAUCAGAUCAACAUCAAAUGUGUUCCACACAAACGUAGGACUUUCAUGAUACCAGCACACAAAGCAUUUUGUUUUGUGUAACACUGUUGCCGUGGCAACCUAUUAAACAACGAAAGGGCUUUGGAGGGACUAAACAUUCGAAUUGUAGCUUAACUUAGCACACACAUUUAAAGUGCAAGAUGUAGUUACCUGAUAUGACUUUAAUGCUUCAAAAUGGCAAUUCGGCUCAAUAGCGCCCCCUAAAAAUAUACAUUUAAGGAGCCCCAGCACUACGUUUGACCUACAUGUAUGAAACAAAGAAGUGGUAGGCAUAUGUAACACAUGUAAACUGAAAAUAAAGUCUCUUGGGACCAUA
Messenger RNA from Cyclopterus lumpus (lumpfish), 5409 nucleotides. RefSeq lists its product as uncharacterized. The record is from RefSeq and is a predicted model, not a curated record. The transcript has 11 exons. NCBI's taxonomy places the organism in Eukaryota, Metazoa, Chordata, Actinopteri, Perciformes, Cyclopteridae. Gene Ontology annotation, molecular function: protein binding. The coding region runs from base 190 to 3942 and encodes 1250 amino acids.